AUGCUGGUGGCAAAGAGCAACUACAUAAGAAAACUGAUACUGGAAUCUGAAGAGAGAGAACUCACUAGAAUCGACCUCUCUGAUAUACCAGGUGGCCCUACAAUCUUUGAAAAAACCGCAAAAUUCUGUUACGGCAUCAACUUUGAAAUAACUGUCAACAACGUCGCUGUUUUGAUAUGCGCCGCGGAGUUCCUUGAGAUGACGGAUCAGUACUGCGAAAACAACCUCGCCGGACGGACGGAGGAGUUUCUCACGCAGGUCGCGUUCUUCACGCUCACUGGCGCUGUCACCGUCCUCAAGUCCUGCCACGACCUCCUCCCCUUCGCUGACGAAAUCAACGCCGUGAAACGCUGCGUCGAACCCAGUCAUCGCCGCCAUGAAGCAGCGAGGCGCAAAGGCUCUCACCGUCGCCGCCGCGCUCAUCACCUAAUCGGAGCGUGUGCUCCGAGAUCUCGCCCGCGAAACACCGGCAACAGAAUCCACUCGUCAGAUCCCGGCGAUUGCGAUUCCAGAUCCAAACAACGCCAGCUUCUGGAAUCAAUCGUGGAUCUCUUCCCCGCCGAGAAAGCAGCGUUUCCGAUCCACUUCCUGUGCUGCAUCCUCCGUUGCGCCAUCUACCUCCUUGCCUCCACCGCCUGCAAAAUGGAGCUCGAGAAGCGGAUUUCAGCGAUCCUCGAGCACGUGACCGUCGACUACCUCCUCGUGCUCUCGUUCAGCUACGACGGCGAGAGACUCUUCGAUAUCGAAAGCGUGCGUAAAAUAAUUUCCAGAUUUACGGAGAAUCAUAAAAGCAACGCGGUUUUCACCACCGGCGACUUCAAAGAGCCUUGCUCUACCGCGAUGCAGCGCGUCGUGAAAACCGUCGACGCGUACCUCGCAGAGAUCGCCGAGUUCAACGGCAUCGCCAUCCUGAUUCCUAAAAACGCGCGUAAGGUCGAUGACGAUCUAUACCACGCUGUAGAUAUUUACCGCAAGGCGCAUCCGAAGCUGGAUGAGAUAGAAAGAGAGAAGGUAUGCAGUGUGAUGGAUCCGUUGAAACUUUCAUACGAGGCGCGUGUGCACGCGUCGCAGAACAAGCGUUUGCCGGUGCAGAUUGUGCUGCACGCGCUUUACUACGACCAGUUGCGGCUGCGGAGCGGGCCGGAGGAGCGUGAAGUGACGUCGGAGAAGAAUCAGCUUCAGAUGGAUGUUUCGUUGGUGAGAGAGAACGAGGAGUUGAGAUCGGAGUUACUGAAGAUGAAGAUGUACAUUUCUGAUUUGCAGAAUAAGAACAUUCAUAACGCCGAUAACACUCAGGGGCAUGGAACAACGUCGUUUGGAACCACACAAAAAAAAAACACGUUCUUCUCCUCCGUGUCGAAAACGCUGGGAAAGUUGAACCCGUUCAGAAACGGGUCGAAGGACACGACCCAUUUGGAAGAUGGAAACGUGGAUUUGACCAAGCCCAGAAGGAGAAGGUUCUCUGUGUCAUAA
Messenger RNA from Sphenostylis stenocarpa, 1473 nucleotides. The record is from the annotation of a GenBank genome assembly. Lineage: Eukaryota; Viridiplantae; Streptophyta; Magnoliopsida; Fabales; Fabaceae.